This is a messenger RNA of Belonocnema kinseyi, 1420 nucleotides long. RefSeq names its product RNA polymerase II elongation factor Ell-like. Lineage: Eukaryota; Metazoa; Arthropoda; Insecta; Hymenoptera; Cynipidae. The transcript is spliced from 5 exons. Gene Ontology annotation, molecular function: cis-regulatory region sequence-specific DNA binding. Gene Ontology annotation, cellular component: transcription elongation factor complex. Gene Ontology annotation, biological process: positive regulation of transcription elongation by RNA polymerase II; snRNA transcription by RNA polymerase II; transcription elongation by RNA polymerase II. The record is from RefSeq and is a predicted model, not a curated record. The coding region runs from base 164 to 1189 and encodes 341 amino acids.
UUGCUCAACAUUUCUAACCAUGAUCAAGAAUUUCUAACAUUCCUGUCAUUGUUUGAAUUGCUUUGCAUUAGCUGUAUUUCUCAUGACGUGAUAGUGCUAGAGCUUGUUAUUUCCUUACUCGGUUUUUAAGUUCGCUUCUGUUGAUAAAAGAUCGAGCACGAGGAUGAUUAAAGCUAAAGGGUUGAAUAUCUGGCGAAAAGUUAAUGUGCAAGAAAGUGGAAGGUCUAUACCACCACCACUACCUGCAAAUAUUAGACACUGUGAAUCGACAAACAUUUCAACUUCCGGUGCCGGUUCGUCCAGGUUCUCCUCCUCGACCUCAUCAUCUUAUAAAAAAAAUGCCUGUAUUUCUCCUCCAGUUGGGAAUAAACCCAAAAAACAACUAUCAGACAUUGCGCGUACGCCAAUCAGAGAGAGGCUUAUCCACCUUCUUGCGUUAAGGCCAUACAAGAAACCUGAUAUCUAUGAACGUAUAUACAGGGAGGGUUGUAGAGAGAAGGAUCGUAGUAAAAUUUCCGAGCAUUUGACGGAAAUCGCCUUUAAAAGAGAUCAUUUCUAUCUUCUGAAAAAGUCUGUGUGGAAUAAUGUUCAAGACAACUGGAUUUACUACACCGAGGAGGAAAAGUCCCUUCUCAAGAAACGGAAACCUCAGAACCUCACGCUUCCCGGAUUCAGUGAUGGAUCCAGUGGGAGUAGACCGCCUUCAAAUUCCAUCCAUCCAGGAUCACCGCCAUCGAUAACAGCGCCACCACGCGCACUUCUAAAAUCCAAGAGACCAGCAUACAAUGAGGGCAACGGCAAUUUACCUACAAAGAAACCUAGGAUAUCUCAAUCACGGGAUCCGGAAGCUCUUUUUGUGAACCACGGAGAAAACGGAAGUACGGCUGGUAGUAGUGUUGAUAGUGGCGAUAGUCGAUUUAGUUGUGCUGAGAGAGUGUCGGGUUGUGUGAAUAGUCUCGAGGUAAUCAGUGGUAGUAAUAGUGGCACUUGCAACAGUAGAAGCAGUUUGUUUACCCGACAGAAGAGCAACUGGAACCAGAGGCAACCGGGUGGCCUCAAUUCUGCUGAAGGAACAACUAAUAAAGAAAUGAUUCGCGGUAGUAGCUACCCUGCUGCGAGUUUGUGUCUCGAAGUGAUAGAGAAAAUGACCAAAACCUCGUCGCGCAACAACGCCAGCUCGCAGUUCUGACGCCCGGAGAAACCGCGGAAACAGUAGCAACGCUUCGCUGCUCGAAAAUGUCGAACAUCUACUUUGAAAAAGACUGUUUUUGUUUUUAUUUUCGAUAAAAAGAGCAUUAAUUUACUUAAGGCUCUCUCAGCCUUAAAAAACAUAUUGUUAUUACAAUAUUCGCGCUUAGCGCUCGAUUUUUUUAUAAUUACGUAUUUAUAUAAUUCUCCAAUAAAUUAUAUAAUCAUAAUA